Phlebotomus argentipes is the source of this 7909-nucleotide messenger RNA. RefSeq lists its product as uncharacterized. The transcript has 8 exons. NCBI's taxonomy places the organism in Eukaryota, Metazoa, Arthropoda, Insecta, Diptera, Psychodidae. Gene Ontology annotation, molecular function: 3',5'-cyclic-AMP phosphodiesterase activity. The record is from RefSeq and is a predicted model, not a curated record. Bases 1021 to 3762 code for a protein of 913 amino acids.
GACCAGGCCAGAAGGCAUACAGUCGGUAGCGUUUGCCGCGUCGUGAGAUAACUUCUCCUCUCUUUGGUGGCUGCCCCCGCAUCUUGGAUGCUGGAGGUGUGACGUUGUCGCAUUCGUGACAGUGUGAACGGCCCGAGUGACCCAGAGUGCAGAGUCGUGAUCCUCUUUCUCUCCCAUCUGCCAAUCUCCGCCCUGCUGUCUCGCUCUGGUGCUCCGGAAAAACGCACACACAGUGACUCUCUGCUCGGGAAGAUAUCUCGUGAAAAUUCACCCACACAGAUCGCACACUGGUCGCCUCGUGAUGGCUCUGGCGUGAGCCAAGGUGAGCACGCGGCGGCGUGAACGGUGCUCCAUGGCCAAUGUGAUGUGCUAAGAGGUGAAUUUGGAUGCUAAGUGAACCCCAAAAUUGCAAACUCCACACACAUACACACGCGCACGGGCUUUAUGUAAGACUCAAACGUACACCUGAGACUUGAGAUCCGAGGUGGAAAAACUCCUUUGCCAGUCCAAAACAGUGGCCCGGCUGACAUUUGGCCACGCGGACACUCCGGGAGGGUCCACGUGAUGGCUUAGCCGUGCUUCCUGGCUGUAUGCUGACGAUUCGGCAGAUGGCUAAGCGCGGAUCCGCGAGAGAGUGCGAGAAACAGGGCUAGACGGCCCUCCUAGGCUCCUUUCCUGAGGAUGCUGCUAUUUUUACGCCAACCGCUUCGCGCGUGUCGCUGAAUUGUUGGUCUGAAUUGUUGAAAUACCUGAAUAAUAUUCCAACAGUAAAUCCCCGCUCGGUUUUAUAGUGCAGUGAAGCCCCCAGACUCUCGAGGUGCUCCCCAAUUCGCUCCCCUCCGAUGUUGAGUGCGUGAACAGUGACCGAGUGACUCCCGGCUGUCCUGUUCGCGCGGUGCUAUAGAGAUCGCCACGGUGGCCGCCUCCAAGGGGUCUCGGGGAGCCUCCGCGGGCUGCCUUGGCGCCACACAAGACACCACCGGCGGCGAAUCACCACGGCAGGGCUCCACAGAUGGCCAGAUGCAGCGAUGUGGCCUCUGCUCCCUGCUGUCGCGCCUCCUGAGGCGCGCCAUGUGCGUCGGAUCGCGCCGCGGAAGUGGCGAGUCCUACUAUCAGGAGCUGGAGACCACUAAAUGUGAACGAGACGAAGUAAAUGGAAGUUUGGCACCCGAUGUGGCCACAAUGGAGACAACAGACAGCUCAAUCUACAUCCGCCUAAUCCCGACAGCCACGUCGCGUCGGAUGUCCGAUUCGGACAAGGAUCGUCCUCUGCUGGAGGCGCUAAUUAGCGGCGAUGAUCAGCUACCACCGAAGCUGGAAGGGAGUCCGCGCAGGAGGCACGCCUGCAACGGACGCUUCCUCACGAUGCACAAGAGACGCCGCAAGAAGCUCACAACGCGAAGUCUGGUGCAGGACGUGGCAAUUCUGGACGACAUCCUCCACGGCCAAGUCCAGUGCAUCCUCAAUCAAGUUGGCAACUGGCGAUUCAACGCCUUCACCCUCGAAACGGUCACUGGAGGACGAUCACUGCCUGUUCUAUGUGUUCACUUGUUCCAUUGGUACGGCCUAUUGGACCACUUCAACUUAGAUGUAGUUAGGUUAUGGAAAUUGUUCACGCUGAUCGAGGAGGGGUAUCACAGCACCAAUCCCUAUCACAACGCCAUCCACGCCACGGACGUGACGCAGGCCAUGCACUGCUUCCUGCAGGAACGCAAGAUCCUCGAGCAUCUGGAGCCCCUGGAAAUCAUGGCCUCGCUCAUCGGCGCUGUGACCCACGAUCUUGACCAUCCGGGCGUCAACCAGCCCUUCCUCAUCGCCACGUCCAACCACCUAGCGGCCCUGUAUGAGAACACCAGCGUCCUGGAGAACCACCACUGGCGCUCGGCUGUGGGCUGCCUGCUAGAGAGUGGCGUGGCUGAGCAAAUCCAGCACAUCAGGCCCGAACUCGAGCGCCAAAUCAGCUCUCUAAUCCUCGCCACGGAUAUCACGCGGCAACAGGAGUUCCUCACCAAAUUCCGCAACUUCCUCAACACCUCUACGCUCGACAUGAGACAACCUGACCACCGCCACUUCAUCCUCCAAAUCGCCCUCAAGUGUGCCGACAUCUCCAAUCCCUGCCGCCCCUGGGAUGUCAGCAAGAAGUGGAGUCAGAAGGUUUGCGAGGAGUUCUUCCGUCAAGGCGACUACGAGCGCCAGCUCAAUCUUCCUGUGACUUCACUCUGUGAUCGCUUCUCGACAACGGUGCCCAAGAUCCAGGUGGGCUUCUUCAAAUUCGUCGUGACGCCCCUGUUUGACGAGUGGCAUCGUUUCCUGACCACUGAGCUCUCCACCAAGAUGAUGCGCUUCCUCAAGUAUAAUCAAGUGCAGUGGGAGAACCGCGUAGCGGCCGAACUGGCCGAGGAGACGCGCACCGAGAUCAGCGAUGCUGAACUCCUCGAAGAAGACGAAGAGGAGGAAGAAGAAGAGGAUGAACCAGAUCAGGCUGGAGCAAUGGCUCGGGAGGAGGAGGAGCCUUGCGUUGAAUUGUCCGACAGCAGUGAAGUUCUCAUCCCAACGACUUCUGUGAAGCUUCCGAGGCGGAGUUCGUUGCAGGUGCCUAGGCUCACACACUCUCGCCACGACAGGCGUCACUCGAUGCCCGUGAAUGCACCUAGGAUCAUCCUGCCGUCCAGGGAGCACGCCUCUGGCAGCACGAUCCAGGAGGACGUGGAAACCAGGUUUGAGGACAGCUUUUCCCUGCUAUCGUCCGACAGUGACUCGGGCCCCAGAGCCCGAUCAUCUGGAGAGAGCGUGCCAGACCGAGAGCGUCCUCUCAGUGCUGAAACCCUAGUCCCAGACCUCAGCAUUGCCACCAUGACGGACAGCAUCUGUGCCAAUAGGCUAAACCUUGUGAUGCACGGCGGGAGUGUGGGCAACACUAGCAUACUGCCCUCCGCCACGUCCAAGCAGCUCGUGCGACAGCAGACUUUCCCACCGCUUCAGCCCUACAUCCGCACUCGCUACAUGUCCACCACGGCCGAGCUGGGCGGCUGUGCCGAGACCCUGGCCGAGAGCCGCUCCAGCUCGUCAGAGUCCCAGGGUGAUGAGCAGCGAGGAGUGCUGAUCAGCAAAAAGGAAAGCUUCAAGCGCGCAGAUCAGGACUUUGCGCCGCACGCCAACAGCAAGAUCGCUAAACUGACCAUUGUGCCGGGCCAGAAGGAGAAUCUCGAUCCCACCAUUCUGCGGCGAACCCUCAACAGACGUCGAGGGUCCGCGCCCGUGGCCACAGUAGGAGUACCCCAGCGUGCCCCCGACGCUCCGCCGACAAAGGAGCCUGUCACACUGGUGAUCAGAUCCUGCGGAGAUCACCUGGUGAGACGUGGCUCAAUGCCGGCGGAGACAAUGAAGAUAACUCCUACUGAGGGAAGUCAGUCGGACAAUGGCUCCUCAGCCGCCGCCGUCGCUGCCGCUGUUCCCACAUCCCUGUCGUCCAUCCAGCGACGGAGUUCGAUGCCCUGUGAGAAUCUCGCGGCUUUGGGGCGCUCGAACGGCAAGUCCCGGAACAGGAAGAAGCUCCUGCGGCGGCGAUCAUCGGGCGGGGCUGAGAUUCUCAGUCCCAUCCUCACCGAGGAGGCCACCUCAAGCGGCGGCUCCGCGUGGUAUCGCUUCAAAAGAGAACUCACGCGGAGUCGCACGGAUCAGGACGCCCUGCUAUCGCGUCGCCGCGGCUCACUGCCCGUGGAGGUGCUCGCAGUGGGAUUGUCUGGUACAAUGCGCCACUGAAAGAGGAUAAUGUUGUAGAGUGUGAGAGAGCACCGAACGGCGAGCGGCAGUUUUGUUGUUUGUCCAAAUCACGGACAAUAUCAAUUAAGGCGGUGAAGACUUGAAAAGUCCAUCGCCUGCAAGGGCUGGACCCUUGAAAGCCCUGCAGAAGGUUAGUUCUUAGGCAUCUCAGAUUCAUGCGUGUUUAGACUUAAGAUUGUUUGGAGUCACACAAGACAUUUUAGGUGCACCUUCAGCAGUUUCGCAUGUGGAAUACAUAAUAAUUUGAGGGCAAGUGAAGAGAAUUUUAUUGAAAGGAUGGACCGAAAGAAGCAGCUUCUCGCAUGGAGAACGUUUAAAGACAAUCCAAAAAAAAUUGUAAUAUUUAAAGAGGAGGAAGAAGAAGAUAAAAACUAAUAAAGAGAAUCAUAAUUGUUCAUUUGAAAGACGGUGACUUUAGCGAAUAAAUAGGAACAAGCUUUACGGAGCAUUACGAUGGUGAAUAUGGCAGAGUGAGAUGGAGGGAAUCUUCACGGGAGGUUGGGUGAAUAUUUUUAUCUUCAGCCUCCGACGGAAUGGGCGAGGAAAAGCCAGAGAGAAGGAGAGAUAUAUUUAAAAGAAAUAAUAAUAAAAAUUAAUGGAGAUAGUGUGAAAAACCUUCUGAAACAGACACGCAAAUCGUUCUCAUUCUCAUGUCUCGCAAAGUGAAACAAGAGUGCAAUGUGUUAAUAAAUUGAUUGUUAGAUAAUAACCGAAGGUGUGUGUGUUUUUUUGAGAAGAGAAAAAUAUUGUAUAAAUUAAUUGAGCCAGGAGCGAUUUAAACAACAAAAUAAGACAUUGAUAGUCUGAGAAAAAAAGAUAGAGAAAUUAAAAUUACCAUUGGAAAUGUUGUACCUUUAGCCAUUGUACAUUAAGAAAGAGAGCGAGGAGAAAAGCAAGAUGUGAGAAAAAAGAAGCUACAGCAGCAAUCUCCUUCGUCCCUGUUUCGUCUCCACCUAACAUCGCGCAUACUUCUUUUUAAUCAAUUAAAGUGCGAAAGCAUAGAUUCUACUAAUUAAAUCUCCACCUAAGGCAUCUUUCUGCGUCAUUUUCAUUGAGAUUUACGGGCUCGGCUGCUCUGUGAAAAGUUUUUUUUUCUUCUUUUACCUCCCCAGAUAAGGGAGGAUUUCCUAAGAUUUUCCACCGGCCGAAGAAUUUAUUACACCCCACAUCCAGGGUUGUGCGAAUUUAUCGACAAGUACACUGUUGACCAAGACACUUUGUGGCUAAAUUCAUAACUUUUUAUUGCACAAUUCACCAGACAAACGCAUGUUCUUGUCAUCGAAAGCGCAGUGUAAUGACAAAAUCAACACCAAAACCACAAAUACAAAACUUUUUUCUCCCAGUAUUUCGCAUUACGCCAAUCAAUUGUCUGACCAAAAACACGCGCCGGAGGACAAAAGAACAGCAAUUGUGGUAUGUUAAUCACUUACUGUGCUAUUUUUGCAGAAAUCCGCGUAAAUAUCAAUUAUAUUGAUCAUGUUUUCUACUAUUAGCGAUGCUCCCACACCCCCAAAAUCCCACUUCGCGACCCAUAAACAUACGCAUUUCGCCCUUGUAAUUAGCAAUAAAUUAUACAUUAAUCCGGAGUGGAACCAUCGCAGAUAUGGCACUAUAUUAGUCCCACUGGUUAAUGAUAGUGGACAAAUUCUUCAAAUUACAGGUUGUGCUUUCCCUGUCACCCCAUUUCCCGCCCUCUUUAUCUUUGGGUUCAACGCCACGAGCGUGUAUAUAAAUGUAGAGUAAGCUUUAGGCAGGAGGAAAAACGAUUAAAUGUGUGUCUUUCGGUUUUUAGUAACAUUAUAAAUAGCACGUGUAGAGAAAAGUUUCUUGUAAGGUUGUAGCAUUAGUGCAAGAGAGGGUAAUCAAUUGACGUCAUCAAUUCAGAGACGCCUUUUGAGGGUAGAAAGAUGAUGGAGAAAACCAAAAACAGACGGGAAAUUGGACAGAAUUAAUUGGAAGAAGACAGUUUUGCUGUAAAAUCUCCCCAGAUUGAUUAGUAUUUGAAGGAUUUGAAGAAAGUAGAAAUAUAUUUUGAGUGUUCUUGUGACCAAAAGUGAAACACACACGAAAAUUAGCAAAGAAUUGUAAAUAGAAAAAUCACCAAUUUUCUCGCAAAAUUGAAAGAAAAAAAAAUCAUACAAGCAAGAAACUUAAGUAAAAAAAAUCAUUGAAUGGUGGUUAAUAGAUUUAUGGUAACUUAUAAAGUGUAAAAAAAAUAAUCUUAAGAAAUCAUACUUAGGCGAUAGAGAAACUGAAACAUAUUUAAAAAAAAAGAUGAACAUUUUACUUAGUCGAGACAAGCAAGAAUUGCUGAAGAAAUGCAAAAUCUGUUCUUUUUGCAAAACAACAGAAAGGAACUUAUAUAUUAUUAUCUAAUAUACAAUUUUAAAAGAAAUAUUAGAAAUUGUGUGGCAUGAAGAUUUAAAAAAAAAGUAAGGGCAAAUGUUAAAAAAAAAUAUUUAAAAGUAAUUAUUCAUGAGAAUUAAAUAAGAAAUCAUGUGGUGAAUAUUUAAGAGAAGAUUUUUUGAAAACCAGCCGGUCUGGUAUUUUCACAAGAUUGUUUUAUAAAAAUGAUGCAAAAAAUGUAGAGAAUAUUAAUUUAAUACUAUAAAAUAAUAUUCUAGUGGAUACAAUUAUAAUUGUAACAUUGAAUGCAUGGAAGCCAUCUAAAGAAAAAAAAGCACCCAUUUUAAAGAUGAAAAAUAUGUAACCAGAAGGAUAAAGCAUAUUAAGAAAUAAGGACAAGUAAUAUUAAAGAAAAACAGACACACAACAGAGAUAUCAUAACGAAGGAAUAUUUAGAGGAAUAAAUGGGAUAAAAUGUAACUUAAUAAAAAAAAAUAUAGACACAGUUUCAAAAACUUGAAGGACACAAAAUCACACCAAUUUACCAAUUUUGUCUUUAGGAAGAGUAAAAAAAACGAAAGAAACUAUUAAGAGUCUAAAAAACCCAACCAAAAUUAUAUAUAUACAUCUCCUUUUCUUUUGUAUGAAUUUUUGGAAAAAAGGAAGGAAAAGAAAAAAUUGUGAAAAAUAUUAUAGAAAAAAAAAAUUCGAGAGACCUUUUCAAGACACAUUUUCACGGGGUUUCGGAACAAAAUUUACCAUGUGAAAAACAAUGUUAAUCAAUUAGAAAACAUGUGAGAAAAAUUGGUCAUUUAGCAAAAUUAUUGUGAGAGAUAAAAUCGCGGUCUUUAGCUCUUUAGACGAUGUUUUAGAUGAGAUAAAAGUCUUUCUGCGAAGUUGUCCAAGCUUCUCUUCGGCUGUCGAACUUGAUUUCCAGUCUUUUCGCAUGAUCAAAAUUGUAAAAGUGUUUGCGAAAUCAAUAUUUAUAAUCACAGGGUGUGCAAAAACUUACCUACUUGAUUUUUCUUUCUCCAAAUUUCAUACAAAUUUCCUCUUAUUAUGUUCGGUAAUGAAUUAUUGUGUUCACGACUGACCGAAUAUUAGAAACUUACGGUGCAAACUUCGCAGAAUUCUAUAUGAACCAAAAAGAAAAAAUGUAACUAAAUUAGUUCACCAAAAAAGGAAAAGAAAUCAAUCAUUUUGAGAAACAAGAAAAAAAUAUAUCGAAUUGUGUAUAAAAAAAAAUCGGAAACACUUUUGAGGGUAGACAAAAACAAUUGCGAACAGGGUCAAAAUUAAAAAAAAGAAGGAAGAAAUGAAGGAAAAUCGUUGAUUGAAGGAUAAAAUAAAAAUUAACCAAUUAGUCGUUUUUUUCGAAGGGAAAGCAAUAAAGACUGUUAGCAAAAAAGUGAAAAAAUAAUUAGUUAUUUUUAGAUAGCCAAAAAGUGGUUUAUAGCUAGAGAAUUCGAAAAAAAACAAAAUUCAAUCGAUCAAAUGUUGUGUAGAAGAAUCACAAUAAAGAGAGCAUCUCCUUUUUUUCGUUUUCCGGGGAUGGGACACACUUUGGCUGGUCAGGAGACGCGCGGGCUGCGUCGCCAAACUCAUAUUGGCCAAGUAGGGAUAGGGCAAUCCUAUGAGAUUGAUUGUAAGACGAUAAUCAAGUUUUAUCAUUCGAUGUUGAAGUAAAAAAAAAAUGAAAAGAAUCACACAUUAAAGGACAAGAAAACCAAUCGAUGUACCCGAUAUUCUUCCAAGAAAUCUGAAUAAAUUGACAAGUAAA